AUGUCUGAAUUCGAAAACAAAGCUGAAGCUGCCGCUCAAGACGUCCAACAAAAGCUGGAUGAAACUAAGGAAACCCUACAAAACAAGAGCAACGAAGUGAAGGAACAAGCCCAAACUUCCAUCGACAACUUGAAGAAGGAAGCCACCCCAGAGGCCGAACAAGUUAAGAAGGAAGAACAAGUCAUCGUCGACGGUGCCGAGCAAAAGAAGACCGAAGUCACCACCAAGGUCGAUGAUACCAAGAAACAAGCCACUGCUGCUGUCACCGAGAAGAAGGAGACCAAGAAGGAAGGUGGUUUCUUGAAGAAGUUGAAGAGCAAGAUUUCUUCCAUCUUCAACUAA
Molecule: messenger RNA, 342 nt
Organism: Saccharomyces eubayanus
Lineage: Eukaryota; Fungi; Ascomycota; Saccharomycetes; Saccharomycetales; Saccharomycetaceae
Gene: ZEO1
Product: Zeo1p
Exons: 1
Coding region: 1-342 (113 amino acids)
Source: RefSeq, a predicted model, not a curated record